CUUGUGUCUGCUCCUUGCACUUCCUGCUGUGCGACAGUUAUCUGUGCUCUCAACCAGUGACAGAGGACAGUCAAGGAGUGAGGAUUCACUGAGCUUCAGUGCCCCACAUUAACAUAGAAGGAUACCAAGUGAUGGCUCCAAGGAACAAGAUUCCUCUGCUUCGUAUAGGAGUUCUGCUAAUUGUGAGUUUGGCUGUAAUCAAGUUUGCAUAUAAAAGCAGAAAACCCCACACUAUAGCAGCUCCUCAGGGGAUAGAAGAGAAGUCACCAAAAGAAAGGAAAGACGACUAUUUUUGGGGAAAGGAAGGUGAAUCCCAGUUGAAUUCGGACAAGCAGGAACUUCCUCCCGAGCCACCAACCGAGAUGGAAGAAAACGCUCCAGUGGAAGAAAACAUUCCGGUACAGAAGAAGAGCGUCACCAAGGAUUUCAGUGGCAUUCAAAUGAGACUCGUUCACUUGGACCUUAAAGGAGCCGCCCCAAAGGUUUCUUACUUGGAACAGAUAUUUCCACUUCUUUCCAAGAUGGGGGCCAACGGCUUGCUCAUAGAGUAUGAAGACAUGUUCCCUUUCAGCGGGGAGUUAGAAAUCCUGAAGUCUCCGUAUGCUUACAGUAAAGAAGACAUUGAAAAGAUACUACACCUGGCAGAAAUAAACAAUCUAGAAGUGGUGCCUCUAAUCCAAACUUUUGGGCAUAUGGAAUAUGUUCUAAAGCACGAGAACUACAGGUCGCUGCGAGAGGUGGAGCAAUACCCCAACAGCAUAAACCCACACCAUGCAGAGACCUUGCCGCUGGUGAAAAAGAUCUUGGGCCAAGUUCUAGACCUCCAUCCCAUGGCCGGCUUUGUCCACAUUGGGUGUGACGAGGUUUUACACCUUGGAGAAGGGCAAGAUUCCAAGACCUGGUUGAACAAUAACAAUGGAGACUUAGGCAAGAUGUUCCUCUCCCACGUGAAAGAGGUGCUGAAUUUCUUGAACAGUCACUACCAUGACAAGAAUGCGCUCAUGUGGGACGAUAUGCUGCGGUAUCUCAACAUGGAGAUCAUAAAGGGAGCCAAUAUCAGCCAGUAUGUGUCCCCCGUAUUGUGGAUUUAUGGCCAGGACUUCGACAUUCAACAAGCAGAAACAUUCAUAGAGAAGUACCAGGACGGUGGGUUUCCUUCUGUGUGGUUUGCAAGUGCCUUCAAAGGAGCAUCUGGCCCUGAUCAGAUGUGGACCCCCAUUGGCUUGCACAUGAAUAACCACCUGCGUUGGAAACAAGUGAUUGAUAACAUGCACAAAUUUCCAAACAUUCGCUAUGGUGGCAUUGCAAUGACUGGGUGGCAAAGGUAUGAUCAUUACUCUGUGCUGUGUGAGUUACUGCCUGUAGCGAUCCCUUCUCUGGUCGUGUGUCUGAGGGCCAUUCAGCACGGGCCACUCACUGAGGAAUCAAAGACAGAGAUCAAUCAGAUACUGGGCUUCAGUAAAAUGGAUUUAGAGAAGAACAUUUGUGACGGCAAUGGAGCCUUCCCUGGGGCUGAGAUUUACAGGAUGGUUCGCACCAUCAACAGUGAUUUGAAAAAGAAAGUGCAAGAAACUAUGGAAGGAGACAGUGAAAUCCGUGGCUGGUUUUCCCGAUAUCAUAGGAAGCAUCGCUUUGGAAACCCGUACAAGAUGGAGACUUUCAGAGACAAAGUGUUAAAGACCCACGAAGAAUGGGAAGCCCUCACCGACAACCUGCGCGUCCAACUGGAGACCUUCUAUUUUCCCGACACAGUGGAAGAGUGGAUGGAGGAGAACGUUGACCUGCACUUGGACGCCCUGAGAAAAAUGGCAAAAGACUUCAAAGAGAUCCUGGAGCUUAAGGCUCAACCUAAGGUGGCCUUAAAGAAGUGAUGGGCCCCCAGAGAACAACAGUAACAAGUAUUUAAAUGAAGAAUUACACUUAGAAGAAAUUUAUGAGAAAGUUCAAGGCCAGAUCUCCAAAGCUAACUAGGAGACCCUCCAUCUUUAAAUGAACUACAUCUCCCAGCAUGAUAUUGCCACUGUUUUCCACACCGUGGAGCAGUGCAUCGAAGCAUGGCACCAUGGUUGAUAACUGCUCCUGUGAGCAUUUCUAUGCCCUGGAAUAUUUAAAGGAUAAGUAAACUUUAAACAUAAGUGAAUGUUAUAUUAAUGAGGGUGCUAUUGUAAGCACUUUUGUACAUUCAUUAUUUAUUUUGUUUUAUUUUGUUCCAAGAUAUUAAGGGAUAC
This is a messenger RNA of Xenopus laevis (African clawed frog), 2228 nucleotides long. It is a transcript of the gene hexdl.S, whose product is annotated as hexosaminidase D like S homeolog. The transcript has 14 exons. The coding region runs from base 132 to 1871 and encodes 579 amino acids. NCBI's taxonomy places the organism in Eukaryota, Metazoa, Chordata, Amphibia, Anura, Pipidae. The record is from RefSeq and is a predicted model, not a curated record.